Messenger RNA from Podospora pseudopauciseta, 4724 nucleotides. RefSeq lists its product as uncharacterized. The coding region runs from base 129 to 4547 and encodes 1472 amino acids. Gene Ontology annotation, cellular component: membrane. Lineage: Eukaryota; Fungi; Ascomycota; Sordariomycetes; Sordariales; Podosporaceae. Gene Ontology annotation, molecular function: ATP hydrolysis activity; ATP binding; ABC-type transporter activity. The transcript is spliced from 5 exons. Gene Ontology annotation, biological process: transmembrane transport. The record is from RefSeq and is a predicted model, not a curated record.
CCGCGUCCACCAUAUUGAACCGCGAUAUUGAGGCGCCUUUGCCGACACCGCCCUUCGAGGAUUCUCUGUAGAGAUUGCCCGAAACAUGCUCUUGAUCGGGAACCCACCUGAGGAUAUCAUCAUCCAGCAUGGACUUCGCAACCUGUACCGACGACGCGUCGUUUGGACCGUCGGUCCAGGGCUGCCGAGGGGAUUUCGACUUCACACUCAAAUUUGAAAAGAUAUUUCUCGCCAUUAUUCCAGCUGCCAUUUUCAUUGCACUUUCUCUACCAAGAAUCGUCCAGCUACACCGCAAGCCAGGUAUUGUUGGAGGGGUUAUUUUGCGUUACUUGAAGCUGAUAUCUAUAGCCAUCUACGGCAUCUUUGUGUUCUGCCAGCUAGUCUUGAGCAUUGCAAAAUCACGGAAAUUGGGCAUAUACUUCAUUCCUGCCGAUGCCUUGGCUCUCACAUCUAGUAUUUGCAUGCUUCUACUCUCUUCCCUCGAACACACCAAAUCACCACGUCCAUCCAUCUUCUUGAACGCCUAUCUCUUUAUCGCCACUCUCCUGGAUAUCUCGCAGACUAGAACCAUAUGGCUGGCAUCCUCGAAUCAUGACGAGCUCAACUACGCUAGCAUCUUCACUGUUGGCGUAGCUAUCAGGGCUCUUCUUAUUGUGCUCGAAUCCCAAUCCAAGUCAAGAUGGAUUCUACAAUGGGAAAAAGGUGCCCACAGUCCCGAGGAAACAGCAGGUCUCUACGGUCUUGGUGCAUACUUCUGGCUCAACAAGCUGUUUUUGAGGGGAUAUCGAGGUGUCCUCACCAUUGAUGAUCUUUUCCCCUUAGACCAUAAUAUCGCUUCUGCCAAGCUGUACGCUGAAGCUGGUCAUAAUUUCGAGGGUACAAAGCUGGGAAAGCGGCGGCACGGACUGGCAAAGGCAGUCAUGAAAGCUUUGGCUGUGUCCUUUUUGUUGCCCGUCGGACCUCGUAUUGCGUUCGGGGCCUUCCAGCUUUGCCAACCUUUCCUCAUCGAAACACUCCUGGGAUACCUUGAACAGCCCGUCGAAAUGAGUCCGAAGAACAUCGGAUACGGAUUGAUCGGCGCGGGACUCCUUAUCUAUGUCGGUAUGGCAGUGUCAUCAGCCUUUUACUGGUACUUUCAAGAACGCGCCAUGUACAUGACCCGCGGCCUACUUGCCGCUGCCGUGUACAGAAAGACAACCGAAGCCAGAAUCUCAGCUGCCGACGAUUCGGCCGCCCUCACCUUGAUGAGUGCCGAUAUCGAACGCGUUCUGGUCGGAUGCUUGGAGAUGCACGAGUUUUGGGCCAACAUGGUCGAGGUCGUCUUUGCCUGCUGGUUACUGUCCAGGAAAAUCGGGGUUGCCUUCACCGCCCCUGUCAUUGUCGUCGGCGUUUGUGUUGUCUGCUCCUUCUUCCUUGCCAAGCUUACUGGCCCUAGGCAAAAGGCUUGGAUGGAGAGGAUACAAAAGCGAGUAGGGCUCACCACGAACAUGAUCACACAGAUGAAGCACCUCAAGAUAUCUGGCCUCUCGGCUCCAGUUGAGGAGUCGAUUCAGGCCAUGAGGGUGGACGAGCUCGGGGCUGGGGCAAGAUUCCGGAUCGUCCAGGUUUAUGCAGCGGCAGUGGGUUACACUCCGUUGUGCCUUUCCCCUGUUGUAACCUUUGCCUUUGCCUCCAGGACCUUAGAUGUGACUACGAUCUUCACGUCCAUUUCCUACAUUCUGCUGUUGGCCAACCCUCUGGGAUCACUGUUCCAGCAUAUCCCAAGUUUCCUGGCGGCCCUGACGUGUCUGAAUCGCAUUCAGGCUUUUCUGGCACAAGAUUAUCGCACCGACUUUCGCGAGUCCGAGAUCCUUAUGGACCGCAGUGCCAGCUCACCCACGUCAAAGCUGGGUUCGGAAAGUGUUGAGGUUCACGCCGACCCCGGCCUUGAGAUCACGGAUGGCAAGUUUGGUUGGGACAACGACAAGACUGCUCUUCAUGAUAUCGAUAUCCGCAUCCCACACUCCAGUUUGACCAUCGUCAUUGGGCCCGUGGCUUCUGGCAAGUCGACGCUCUGCAAAGCUUUGCUGGGCGAAGUGCCUGUAUUUGGAGGUACACUUCAUGUGGCAAGCCGCUUCCGCAAAAUUGGGUAUUGCGACCAGACCCCUUACCUCUCGAACGCAACAAUCAGGGAAAACAUCAUUGGCUUCGACGCCUUCAAUCAAGAACGAUUUGACGAAGUCGUUGAAGCUACCGUGCUUCGCCAAGACCUCGAACUUCUGCCCCAAGGUGACGAGACCAAUGUUGGAAGCAAUGGGAUAUCCCUGAGUGGAGGACAGAAGCAACGGGUGUCGAUGGCCAGAGCUUUGUAUACGGACUCGAAGUUGUUGGUUUUUGACGACAUUCUCAGCGGCUUGGACGCUGACACGGAGGAACAAGUGUUUCGCCGUGUCUUCUCCCCGGAUGGCUUGUUACGUCGGAGAGGAGCUACAGUUGUCCUUUGCACCCACUCCAUCCGACACCUACCAUCGGCAGACCACAUCGUCGCACUGGGUUCAGAUGGCAGGAUUGUCGAGCAGGGGACCUUUCAGGAGCUGAUGAAGAAUGACAUGUACGUCAACAGCUUGGGUGUCCAGGAGUGCGAUGCCGCAAGCUCGAAGGAGGAUUUGGCAGUAGAGGAAAAACCAGGUCUGAGCACGACUCUGAAGAUGACCCCGAACAAGGUCACGGCCUUCAGCCCAGAAGCGGACAAGACGAGGGCAACGGGCGACUUUACGAUAUACCGGUAUUAUCUUGCUCGCCUCAACCUCUUUGGCGUUAUUGUCUUGAUCAUGGCAGGCUUCGGCUGGGGUUUCUGCAUCAACUUCUCCACAAUCUGGCUGAAGUUCUGGUCAGAGGAUGUCGCAUCGCCUCGGCCACAGCGGUCCAAUGCGUUCUACAAUGGAUUAUACACGCUGUUCCAGUUGGGUGCACUGAUGUCUCUGUUCCUUUCGGCUUUGGUGGUCUUUACCUCCAUGAUCACAAUAUCAGGGGCUAGACUCCAUCUCGAAACGCUCCGAACGGUCAUCAACGCGCCUCUCAAGUUCUUUACGACAACCGAUACUGGUAUCGUGACCAACUUGUUCUCACAGGAUAUGACUUUGGUUGACGGGCAGCUUCCCAUGGCGCUUGUCAAUCUCAUACUGUACAUCUUCAACUGCCUCGGAAUGGCGGCAGUGGUUGCUACGGCGUCCCCUUAUCUGGCCGUUGCUUACCCGUUCCUGGCGGUGGUCUUGUACGGGAUUCAAAAGUUUUAUCUGCGGACGUCGAGACAGAUCCGAUUGCUGGAUUUGGAGGCCAAGAGCCCGCUGUACUCCCACUUUAUCGACACGAUCAAAGGUCUCGCUACAUACCGCGCCUUUGGCUGGGUGCCUGAGUCUGUCAAGAAGAAUGACAUCCUCCUCGACACUUCUCAAAGACCGGCGUAUCUCCUAGCCAUGAUCCAGCGCUGGCUGGCUUUUACGCUGCAGAUUGUUGUUGCUAUGUUGGCAGUGGCGGUGAUCACCCUGUCGACGCAGAUGCGCACAAAUACUGCGUUUACUGGAGCCAGUUUGGUGACGCUGAUGAUCUUUGGGGAGGCGUUUUCGUACAUUAUCAGGUUUUACACCAUGUUGGAAACGUCGAUUGGUGCUGUCAGUCGGUUGAAGGCGUUUGGGGAGACGGUUAGGAGUGAGAAUAGGGAGGGAGAGGAUUUGCUGCCGGGGGAGGAGUGGCCGGCGAAGGGAGAGAUUAAGAUGACGGGAGUGUCGGCUUCGUAUGGCGGGGACGAGGAUGGCAAGCCGGGAGUAGAAGGCCAGAACUUCGCCCUCAAAGAUCUGAACAUUGAUAUCCUUCCAGGUCAGAAGGUGGCCAUCUGCGGUAGAAGCGGCAGCGGCAAAUCCUCCCUCCUCCUCCUCCUCCUCCGCCUCCUCGACCCUAUUUCUUCCCCCGCCUCCACCAUAGAAAUCGACUCUCUCCCCCUCGCCAAAAUCCACCGCUCCACCCUCCGCCAGCGCAUCAUCGCCGUCCCCCAAGACCCAGUCUUCCUCCCAGACGGAACGUCCUUCCAAGCCAACCUCGACCCGUUUGGGCUCGCCUCCGAAGAAGAAUGUCGCUCCGUGUUGGGGAUUGUCUCCCUCUGGCAGUCCUUUGUUUCGGAACGAGGCGGCUUGCAAGCGCCCUUGUCAUCAGACACGUUAUCUCAGGGACAAAAACAGCUUUUUAGCUUGGCGAGGGCGAUUCUCAGAGGACGGAUCCGUGGUAGAGGCAAGGGGAAACAAAACGAGGGAGGGGUGCUGCUUCUUGAUGAGGUUAGUUCUAGUGUGGAUAAGGAUACUGACGAGGCGAUGCAGAGGAUGAUUUUGGAUGAGUUUGCUGGGUAUACCAUUGUGAUGGUCAGCCAUCGGCUGGGUAUGGUGAUGAAUUUUGACAGGGUGGUUGUUAUGGAUGAGGGGAGGAUCGUGGAGGAUGGUAAGCCGAGGGAGCUUGUCGACCAGGAGGGUUCGAGGUUUAGGGAUUUGUGGAUGGUGGGGAGGAGGAAGAGGAAUUGACGUUCUUGGGGCAAGGCAAACAUGUGCGAAGGCGGGCACCAAAAGAGAUACAAGAUGAUGAAACGAGCUUCAGAUUUGGGACCCAAGGUCCAUGCCUUAAAACUGCCUGCCUUUUUCCCAUGCCAUUCCAUGCUGCCAUUUUGUUGUACAGAAUCCAACCUGAAAAUACCAACGCCG